Molecule: messenger RNA, 525 nt
Organism: Penicillium manginii
Lineage: Eukaryota; Fungi; Ascomycota; Eurotiomycetes; Eurotiales; Aspergillaceae
Gene: skpA
Product: SCF ubiquitin ligase subunit skpA
Exons: 4
Coding region: 1-525 (174 amino acids)
Biological process (GO): SCF-dependent proteasomal ubiquitin-dependent protein catabolic process; mitotic cell cycle
Cellular component (GO): cytoplasm; nucleus
Molecular function (GO): cullin family protein binding
Source: RefSeq, a predicted model, not a curated record
AUGGCUACUCCCCAGAUCACUCUCACCAGCUCCGAUGGUGUCGAUGUCACCGUUGAGCGCACCGUCGCUGAGCGAUCCGUUCUGAUCAAGAACAUGCUCGAGGAUCUCGGUGACUCCGGCGAAGCCAUCCCCAUUCCCAACGUCAACGAGGCUGUCCUCCGCAAGGUCAUCGAGUGGUGCGAGCACCACAAGAACGACCCCCCCCACCGCCGGCGACGAGGACGACAACCGUCGCAAGACCAGCGAUAUCGAAGAGUGGGACCAGAAGUUCAUGCAGGUCGACCAGGAGAUGCUUUUCGAGAUCAUUCUGGUGAGUUUCUCCAGGCGCCUGCUUGCUACCGCGCGCCCGCGGCCGCCAAUUACCUCGACAUUAAGGCUUUGCUAGACGUCGGCUGCAAGACCGUCGCCAACAUGAUCAAGGGCAAGUCCCCCGAGGAAAUCCGCAAGACCUUCAACAUCCAGAACGACUUCACUCCCGAGGAGGAGGACCAGAUCCGCCGUGAGAACGAGUGGGCCGAGGAGUGA